AAAGUUUGCCUUCAGAAAGCAAUCAAAAGCUAAAAAGUUAACUGAAAGAUCUCUCUGACCGUUUGGUUUUUAAAAUGAGUAUUACGUUUACAAUUUUCUUUUUCAUUGUUGUUCUACAAUUUGUUUAUCAAAUUUAUAAAUUAUUUAAUUUGAAUUUGGAUUUCGACGUUCCGGACGACUGGUGAGGACCACGCAUUCCGCCGCAGCCGCCACCUACGCCUGAUAACGAUAACGCUAUUCGGUCAAUCAGAAAAUCGGCGGUGAAAAGGCGACUCCUAAAGCGUAGGAAGAGCCGCGGCAAAACCAAGAACACAAUCUUCCACGAGGAAAGGCCAAACAAAACGAACAAGAACAACGAAACCAAAAACAAUGCAGUGAAAUCGAACGAGCGAAACAAAAAAACAACAGCAACAACGAAAACAAAAAAACAAACAAGCAAACAGCGGAAGCGCUAUCAAGGAGAGAGCGGAGAGAGAAGGCGAGGACAUGGAUAACUACGACCUGGACGUGGACUUGAACUUUGUGCAGCUGAGCCGCCAGCAGCUGCUGCAGCGCUAUGCAGGCGCAGUGCGUCAGCUACGCCGCCUGGCGGAAACGCGCUGCGAGGUGCGCUCGGUGAGCUUCGACAACUAUGUGCUGUUCCAAUAUUUUCGCCACCGCAACUGGCAGGGGGGCAUCACACCCGUAAUGCCACCGGCACCACUAAUGGCCUAUCUGAAGCUGGAGGUGCUGCAUCAUCUGCUUGACCGGCGGCGUCAAAUCCUCUGCUGGCUAUUCUAUCUAACGCUGGUGUCGCUGUGCGUGGCCGCCUAUCGGUAUGAGACGACCAGUCCUGGUGGCCAUCAGGAGCGCGUCGUCCAAUCCAUGGUGUAUCCGGGCAUGCGCAUGUGGCGCCGCAUGACCAUGCCCCUAAUCCAGCGCUUCCCCCAGCUCACGGAGCUAUACGACGAGUCCUGCCUGAUGGGCAACCCCUUCUUCCAGGUGGAAGACCUCAGCUGCGGCCCCUGUGCCAGUGUCGAAAACGUGUGGCUGGAAGGAGAGGAGCUCCAGCUUCCCAGCGGUGUUGAGAGUGCCGUUCCAUAUGCCUUCCGCAGCCAGCAGGAGGCUAUCGAUCUUGGGGACUUUUACAACAUCUAUGCGAGCAAUCACAAGAUCUUCCAGCGCGAUGCCUACCGGGUGCAUUCCACCAACCAGGGUGUGCACAAUCUAGAGGAUCUGUUUGGACAGUUCAAUAGCAGUGCACCGCCCACAUGGACGCAGCAGGCGCAUAAUCUAUGGCGCUGUAAUCGCAUGCUGCCCGCCCGCCUUCUUCGGCCGAUUUUCGCCCGGCCAACGCGUUUGCCCAGCAUGGGCGUGGCCCUGGAACGGUAUAUUGCCAUUGAUACUGCCCAGGCGCCGGCCUACACCCUGCCGGAGACGGAAUGUCCAAAUGUCUAUGUCCAUCAGGCGGUGGGCACCAGAUUCAUUAUCCUACGGCCCACCAGCGAGUGCCGGCACCGCUGUCGCACCUUGUCCCUGCGGCUCACUCAGUCCUAUGUGCUCAGUUACAAUUGGUUGUACUGGAAACCGAUCUCUGCGCCGGAUCCCAUCUCCGAAACGCUCUCCAUCAGCCUGAUUGGCUCCUACUGCUAAAGAGAGAGUGAGAUCUCUCCUCCCAGCCACACCAUACUCUUCCCGUAGCUCGUAGCUUUAAGCGCCAUAUAAUUCACACAAACAUGACUUUAACCAAGCCAAAAUUAAUUUACGAAUUUCUGCCGCUCCAAGCAAAACUGAACCCAAAGAUGGAAUGGAAAGGAAGGCAAGGUUUAGGUUAGCUGGAAGCUACCUUCGCUUUAUAUUCGAGAACCUUAAGGCUCAAUUCGUCGCCCUGUGUAAUCCUCAGUCCUAGUUCGUAAGCAUUUUAGGCAUUAGUUUAACAGUUAACAAAUGAGACGCCUUGAUCAUUACCUUGUUCCCACACCUCAGACUCCUUUUUGUGUUCAUCGUUUUAAACAUUUUUGCAUUUAUACUUGUAUAACUUAUUUUUGAGUUUAAAGUUAUGCUCAUGUCAACAAAAACAACCAGGAAACUAUGUAGAUUAAGUCAACGGAAGUGAUUUUGUAAAUAUCCAUUGCCAGACUUGAAGUUGACUUUGUGUUUUUGCAACAACUCACGAAAUAAAAUCAAUUAAACUAGUGUAACUGA
Messenger RNA from Drosophila serrata, 2184 nucleotides. RefSeq lists its product as uncharacterized. NCBI's taxonomy places the organism in Eukaryota, Metazoa, Arthropoda, Insecta, Diptera, Drosophilidae. The record is from RefSeq and is a predicted model, not a curated record.